This is a messenger RNA of Mercenaria mercenaria, 1421 nucleotides long. Its product is annotated as interferon-induced protein 44-like. The record is from RefSeq and is a predicted model, not a curated record. Lineage: Eukaryota; Metazoa; Mollusca; Bivalvia; Venerida; Veneridae. The coding region runs from base 2 to 1405 and encodes 467 amino acids. The transcript is spliced from 6 exons.
GAUGGCAGGGAAGCUUUCAGUUGUUGAUAAAAAGCAGUUAGAGAGAUUCAUACAGGCCGGACCUAAGGACUUCAAGCUGCUGUUCAGUUUUACCAGGAACGGUGCAGAUGCAAACGUCUUCCAUCAGAAUUGUGACAAUAAAGGCCCAACCGUAACCGUCGUUUUCAAUACUCAGGGUUCAGUCUAUGGCGGUUAUACUGAGAAAAGUUGGAAGUCGGAUGGUGGAUUGUAUUACAGGGACGAGCACGCCAUUCUAUUCCGUCUGCAGCAAAAUGGAAAGAGUGUCCCGGUGAAGUUCUCUGUAAAAAAGCCAGAUAAAGCCAUUUACUGUUCGGAGUCAAAUGGCCCAAUAUUUGGAGGUGGUCAUGAUUUGAAUACAUUCAGCGGUACAGUAACCUUUCAGAAUGGCCAGUACACUACGAAUGCUAGUUACAAUUUCGGAUAUUCGUACGACAUGGGUGGAAUUUCAACAGACCAGUUAACAAACAAUAUAAAAACCGUCACAGACUUAGAGGUCUACAGCGUAACUGAUUCGCCCCUAGUGCCUAUUUGGAGGGAGAUAGAAGGUUGGGAACACGAGGAUCUACAGAAACUUAAAGAUGAAAUUGAUACCUGGUCGCCAUGUUAUGGGGUAGAACUAAAGUCAGCAAACAUUCUCUUACUUGGACCAGUUGGAGCCGGAAAGUCAAGUUUCUUCAACACAAUUGCUUCAGUAUUCCGAGGUCAUGUGACAGGACAGGCUGUGUGUGGCAGUGCUGAGCAGAGCAUUACAUCGAAGUAUCGAAUGUAUAGUGUUCGAGGUUCAGCUGUGACCAAGCCUAUGAAAUUUAAAUUGUGUGAUACCAGAGGAAUAGAAGAAAACCAAGGCAUCGACGGGACGGACCUAAACUAUCUUCUAGAGGGCAAUGUGCCAAACGGUUACCAGUUCAAUCCAUCUACCCCCAUAUCGCCUGACAUAUCAGGAUUUAAUUCAAAACCAACAUUGAACGACAAGAUUCACUGUGUAUGCUUUAUCAUCGAUGGAAGCACAGCCACUGUCAUGUCAGAGAAAAUGUUAGAGAAAAUCAAAUCUCUGCAAAGUAAAGUUCGACAGAAAGGUUUGCCCCAAAUAGUUCUAGUAACAAAAAUUGACAAAGUGUGUUCCCAUGUGGACGAGAAUGUGUCUAAGGUAUUUCAAAGUACGGCUAUUCAAGAACUAGUUGAUAAAGUUUCAGACAUGCUUGGUGUGCCCAGAAGUCACGUGCUGCCCAUGAAAAAUUAUGAGAAGGAAAUAAACGUCAGAAUUGACGUCAGCUUACUGGCACUACUUUCACUGCGACAGAUUCUUCGCGCAACCGAAGAUUUCAUGUUUAAUCUUCUGGAUCUCAUGGAAAACGAAAAGAAGGACUCGGAAUCUUUAGAAUGAAAAAUAUUCGCUUAUA